AUGCCCGGUGUUUCUGGUAGCGCAGCAGCACAAGAUGAGCGCUACGCAAAAUACUUGAAAGAGGGCCGAUCCGUCGCCUAUCAAGCCCUUGACCAAGACAACGGGCACUAG
Molecule: messenger RNA, 111 nt
Organism: Sclerotinia sclerotiorum 1980 UF-70
Lineage: Eukaryota; Fungi; Ascomycota; Leotiomycetes; Helotiales; Sclerotiniaceae
Exons: 1
Coding region: 1-111 (36 amino acids)
Source: RefSeq, a predicted model, not a curated record